Molecule: messenger RNA, 2078 nt
Organism: Somion occarium
Lineage: Eukaryota; Fungi; Basidiomycota; Agaricomycetes; Polyporales; Cerrenaceae
Source: the annotation of a GenBank genome assembly
ACCCUGCAUUGCUGCUGAACAAUUUCUUCAGCCACCAUUCAGUAUCUUCUUCAACUCGUGUCCCGGGAUCGUAUGCUUUCUAUUACAUAUGAAAGGCAUCGUUUAUGCGGCUAUGUCGAACCGAAGAAUAUAACUGCCAUCUCAGUCUGAGUCAUUGCUGGAAAACUUCCCCUCUCCCUCAGGUUUCGGUUCUUCGUCUCUGCUUUGUUCUAAGUCUUCCACUUUCAACCAUGCCAGACUCAAUACACUCCGAGAAAACAACUGUAGAGCAGUCGGAGAAACUUCGAGUCAAGUCGUACAAAGAGGCUGUCUCGAUUUCACCAUCCAUCAACGAUGCAGAAGAAACCUCUGCUAUUCAAAAUGUACUGGAUCUGGAGGCGUAUCCAGAUGGCGGUCGUGCAUGGCUUGUUGUACUGGGCUGCUUUAUAUUCUCUGCCGUAACGGUCGGCUGGGGGCUAGCAUGGGGUGUAUUCCAGGAUUACUACUCUGAACAUACCCUGGCGGGCACAUCCGAAACUGUUCUGAGUUUGUUAGGUAGUAUGCCUGGCUUGAUCAUGACGAUAUUCAGUGUUGUGACAGGCAAGCUGGGUGACAGGUAUGGGUACAAACCGUUCCUUGCAGUGGGUGCAGUGUUCUGGGUGGCAAGCAUGGUGGGAACCGCAUUCAGUACAAAGUUAUGGCAUUUCUUCAUCACACAGGGGAUCUUGCAAGGCACAGCAUGUGCUCUCGUCUUCCCACUUAUCGUGGCGCUCCCGGGGCAAUGGUUCCUAAAGCGAAGAGCGUUCGCCAUUGGUAUCAUUGUUGCCGGAAGUUCUCUAGGCGGCGCAAUAGGUUCUCUAAUACUGCGGGCAAUGCUCUCCGCCCUAGGCCUACGCCGUGCCAUGGCCAUAUAUGCAUGUAUAGAUGCCACCAUGCUCUCGAUAGCCUUCUUGUUGAUCAAGGAACGCCAUCUUCCAUCACUCCCCGGCUCAGUUAGCAAGAAGAUCGUCUGGUUCGAUCGCACCUUUCUCGUAGACCCCGUCUUUUGGAGUCUCGGCAUCUGUCUAUUGCUAUGUAUCUUUGGAUACCUUCCGCCGAUAUUCUAUUUGGCGACUUUUACUAAAGCUAAAGUCCCUAAUGUAACUCAACUCAAUUCAGCCCUUCCGGUCACGAUUCUCAACCUUUCCGCUGCAGUUGGCCGAACUAUCAUCGGUUUCAUAGCAGACCGUGUAGGUGCAGUAAAUGCCCUCUUUUGCGUGGCUGUCAUGUCCGGGUUGAGUCAGUUGUUGGUAUGGACGUUCGUGACGAAUUACGGCGGUAUUAUGGGCUUCGCGGUUCUCUACGGCUUUUUCUGCGGCUGUGCAAUAUCCCUUUCCCCUGCAGUCGCUGCCCGUCUUUACGGCCCCGGUCGGUUGGCAGGCCUGUCGGGAUUAUUGCUAUUAUUCAACAUUCCAGGGAACGGUGCAGGCGCACCAGUUAGUGGCGCGGUCUUGCGUGCAACAAAUAACAACUGGACGUUGGUGGCUAUUUUGAAUGGCGGAUGUCAGGUGGCUGGCGCCAUCUGUCUUCUUUACGCUCGGUUCAAACGGGCACCAAAGAUCCUCGCUGUCUACUGAGCUAAUUAUUGAGGUGGAACCGAUUUCAGGCGCCGCCGACUAAUGACUUACGACUAAAACGAUACAUCAUGCCUCGUUUCCGGUUUCAUCUUCGGUUCGUUGGAACAUCCCAUGACAGCACCAGCCAGGUGAAGUAAGUAUAUCGAGCUUAUCAUUAGGGCAUGACUACGGACAUAGCGACUUCUGGAGACAUGAUAGAUGGCUGAUUCGAUCACCCUUAUUUGAUUCCAUAGAAUUUCGACAUUUGAUUUUCUUUAUAGAUUCACAUACCUUCACCAAUAGACACACCUAUACUUUGGGUCGACUGUAGUAGUUGGCUUUCAGUCUCAACUUUGAAGGGAGUCGACUCAUAAGGCGUGAACUUAACACAUUAGGUUCAAAGAAGGUUAUUGUUUGCCGCGAAAUGUUCCAUUCUUGGACCAUCGUCAUCCAAAUCGAAAUCUCAGCCUCUUAUUGUCAUUGGAAUAAGUUUGGCGUGUCCUU